This is a messenger RNA of Pocillopora meandrina, 18906 nucleotides long. NCBI's taxonomy places the organism in Eukaryota, Metazoa, Cnidaria, Anthozoa, Scleractinia, Pocilloporidae. The record is from the annotation of a GenBank genome assembly.
AUGCCUCAAGCUAUAAGGAAUCCAGAAAUCAAGUUCACAAAGGUAUGUUAAACCUUUGAAAAAAUUUUCAUAUGCGUGUAGUUUUUGCAAGUAACGGCUUGAUCGAUCAUUCGAUCCAAACGUUCGAAUUUCCAUGCAUAUAAUUCAUAGAACUCAACCUAUAUAAAAUCUGGAAGCUUUAUUCUUUAUAAACUGAUAGGAGAAUCUCAUAUGCAUUGGUUUUUGUUUUCUUUACGUUUUGAAAGCUAAGGCAAACAGUAGUAGGUGAAAAGUCGCAUGAAGUUCUUUCAACCCUCAACAAAUAAUUCUCUAAUUGGGUCUUGAAAUAAUUUUUUACUUACAUGAAUGUAGGGUAUGUCCUUUUUAAGAGCGUAAUUCAAAUCUGACCAGUCGUAUUGUGUUAACAUUCAACACUUUGGUGUGAAUACUCUACCUUCAGACAAGGAAGUUAAACAAUAGAUUGAAACUGUUAAAUUGCGCUGAGAAUUUUGUAGAUGGAAACUACCGUUUGACAGGUGUUUUACUAGUAUCAUUUUGAAAAUAAAUUCAUAUAUGCACACAACAGGGAUAAAAGAGCAUGUUUCCGAACAAAGGAUUUUACUAUUUUAACCCCCCUCCCCUGUGCAAGGGUCUCUUCUCUUUUUAUUUUCAAGUCAGUGAAAUAUAACAGAACCAUUUUUGGUCUCAUGCACCAGAUUCAAUAUGACUGAAGGUCAAGAAUUCACAUGUGUGUGCCAAGUUUAGUACAUCUUUUAAGUAGUUAACUUGCAAGAUCUGAUUGUUUAUUCUCCCCUCUAGUUUUUAUACAUUUCCCUGUAAAUCAAUUAUAAGAAUUUGGUUUUAGAUUAAGAUGGCAUCUUCCUGAUAAGUUUGAGUAUUCUCAUUACCUGUUUGUUGGAUUGUGUAAGGUUAAUGUAGGGAGAAGUUACAUGUUAAUCACCUCAGGGAGUUAAGGGUUAAGAAGAAGGAUUCAGAGGUACACCUGCCAUACUCUACAGAUCAUCUGAUCACUAAAAAUACACCUGAGUUCCAAAAUUCCAGGAAUAAACUCAGAAAAUUAAAACAAGAAUAAAUUGUUGAUUAUCACUGAACAUGGUUGAAAAAUUGCUCAAAAAAUUCAAGUAUGUCACAAACAUUAUUGACAGCAAUAUCAAACUGCUAAAUUUUUUUAACAUGACUGACUUAUAUGAAUUUGAAAGUUGUAUAUUUAGUCGGUGAACAACAUAACUGGGCCUUGGGAUUGCGAUAAACAGAAUAUAAUUUGUUUCACACUCCUUUAUUUAAGGCUGAAUUUACUUUAUUAAAUGUUGUAUGUAAUGUUGUUAUCUAAAAAGCACCUGACAUUUCAAUGGACUUCUUUCUUAUUUACUGACAGCUUUUUAUCAAUAAUGAAUAUGUGGACUCAGUCAGCAAGAAAACUUUUGCUACUAUUGAUCCAGUGACGGAGGAAAAGAUAUGUGAGGUUGCAGAGGGUGAGAAGGUACUGGAGCAUAUUGAUUCAUGUAUAUUCAUUUGACUUUUUUUUUUUUUUCUUGAUUAAAGAUGCAUUUUUGUUAAACAUUUUUAUGUCUUUUACUUAUGAUUAUACAUUUACCUUCUUACUCCCAAGAGCUGGUUAUAUAUUCUCCCCCCCAUCAGCUGAUACGCAUUUCCUUGUAAAUAAGUUUCAAGAAUUUGGUGUUAGGUGAAGAUAACAACUUCUACCUGAUAAGUUUGUGUAUUCUCAUUACCAGUUUGCUGGAUAAUGUGAGGGAUAUUAUAGGAAGAAGUUACAUAAAGAAAGAUUUUUUUUUUUCAUCUUAUUGUGAGCAUGGGACAAAAAAAAAAUUCUGAGUCCCCAUGAGGAAUCGAACCCCAGAGCUUCAGAUUCCAUGCUCUUAUGCUCUACCACUUAGCCACAGAGACUCCACAGUGAGCGAGGUCUAUUAUGAAGUUCAUAUGACACACAUCCUGCAUACUGCUAGGGUCAGCAAUGUUGAUAGCAUAAUUUUUGUUGAUAGAAAUAAGAGAGAUGGUAAGUUUUGAGCUCAGUAAAGAAAUAAAUAAAGAUGGUUUUUUGUCUUGUCUUGAGUGUGGGACAAUAAAAAAAUUCUUAGUCCCCAUGAGGAAUCAAACCCCAGACCUUCGGAUUCCAUGCUCCAAUGCUUUACCACUGAGCAACAGAUGUUAAUCACAUGUUAAUCACUUCUAAUUUGUUUAGUAGCAUAUCAUGCUAAAAAUACACCUGAAAAAGCAUUACUCUGCAACUCUGUACUGUUGAGACAAUUCAGUUGAGACAGAUUGGAGAGGGGAAUGUAUUGAAAUAGUCAUGCAGCAAAACUUUGCUAUCCUAUCUCUUCUGAUCUCUUCAUCUCCCAAGAUCUGACAAGUAAUUGUCACUAGAUGCUGCUAUAUAAUGCCAUAUCAGUUAGUCAGGAGAAUUUGGAUUUUAGUCAUGUUACAACCUGUAGCCAAUUACUUUGUUGGAUACAUUUUAAAGUGAAAUAUCUUUCUUGCUUCAGGCAGAUGUAGACAAAGCAGUCAAGGCAGCCAUGGAAGCCUUUAAACUUGGCAGUCCGUGGAGGACUAUGGAUGCUUCUCAGCGAGGAAAAUUGCUGUACAAGGUUGCUGAUCUUAUAGAAAGAGAUCUGGACUAUCUAGCUGUGAGUGAAAUCAUGCUUUAUUAUAACUUAAGGCAGGCACAACCCAAUACUGUAUGUUUUUGCUGUGCAUUGAGGCUCCAACCUCUUAACAUAGAUUUCCAGUGUUGCAUAAGUUUUCUGUACAUAAAACAAGCAUAAAGAAGACAUGCUUAAGCAAUUUCCACUGCCAUGUGAAAAUCAAUGCUACUCACAAUACUUUCAAUAAGACCUGGCACCUGCCGGAGCUCCGGCAGAUAUUCUGUUGUGAAUUGCCGGGUAUACUUUAAUUGGAAGCUUUCAGUAAAACUCACGAAGUGCAACCUAAAACACCUCAAGAUCUCCGUUAGUUCUUUCAGUCAAUUGACUUUUACCUUAUAAACAUUUAGUUUGAUAAAAAUGAUUGAUAUUGUCUUAUCACUUAUAUAUUCCAGCAUACAUUUCAUACAUUUCCAGCAAAAAGAAAAGAUUUUGAGUUUCCAACAACAUACUGAUUCAAAUUUUUUUACACAUUAUUCUCCAGCAGGUGCUUUACCAAGGUAGCUACUGUCUUCAAAUCUUAUUGAAAGCACUGUAUUCAUUGCUUUUUUUGUGCAAAAUAUGCAGGCCCAUACAAAAAAGUUGAAGACUGUUCGACUUUACUCUGCACUCUCAGUAUUGCAGUGUGUGUAAAAUGCAUGUGUUUAAAUACCCUGAAAAAGAUAUAUCCAUUUGAUUGUACAUAAUUCUAUGUAACACACAUUCAAAACCGUAACGUGGAUUACAAAGUAUUAUUUUGUAUUUGUAUUUUCCUGUUCUUCUACUGACAAAGUUGUUUCAUUCAUAAUAAGUCCCUGGAAACAAGAGAUAGUGGAAAAUUAUUCACUGAUUCAGUAGAUGACAUGGAUCUAACUGUGAAGUGCUUCAGAUACUAUGCUGGGUGGGCUGAUAAGAUAACAGGAAAGACCAUCUCUUCUGGUAAGUAUUUUGUUCUUAGGAGUUGUCUGAAUGGAACAGUUUUUCUUGGCUCUUUUUCUUUUAAGUUGACUUCAAACAAACUUCUUUUAAAAUAUGAUUUUACCAAACUGUGGGACCCUCUCUUUUCAAAUGCCAUUAUUAUGUAUUUAGCAUCUUGAAGACAGAAAAAAACUGAUUGAAAGUCAGUUGUGCUUCCCUAUAGAGUAGGUUAAAGCUAGGUCUGAUAACCCUAUUGGCAUGGAUAGACUCUGGCAGCAAUGUGUGUUUGUGGUAUAGUAAGACUCUCAUGUGAAAACAUAAAUAUAUUUUCUGCCACUCUGAAAUGACUUCUGGGUAGUAACUUGAACUUCUACGGGCAGAUGGUCCUUACUUUGUGUACACCAGACAUGAACCUGUGGGUGUGGUUGGAGCUAUUGUACCAUGGAACUUCCCUCUUAACAUGGCUUGCUUGAAGCUUGCUCCUGCUCUGGCUUGUGGUAAUGUUGUUGUCCUUAAACCAGCUGAGCAAACUCCAUUAACAGCACUCUAUGUGGGGUCAUUGUUUAAAGAGGUAAGCUUCAAUCCCCUGCUGUGUAGGUAGAAGCAGUGCAUUUUAUUUUGAGCAUUUAAGUUUUAGGAACAACAUUGUCUGCUUAGGUCAACAGCAGCAAAGUUAUUCAACUGCUGGGACAGUAACCAACAAGCAAAGCAUUCUAAUUUUUUGUUACCCUAACUAGAGUGCAAGAGUGACUAGUGACUAAUUUCUCCUUAAAGUAUCACCACUGAAUCACACAUUAAGGUCAUGAGAAUAAAGGAAAUGAUCACCAACUGAAGAAGCUCUUGAACCCUUUGACCCCUUAGAGUGACUAGCAUCUUAUUUCUCCUUACAAUAUCACACCCGAAUCAAACAUUAAGGUCAUGAGAACAGUUGAAAUUAUUGCCAACUAAUGGAGCUCUGGAAAGUUAAACAAGUUCUCUUAGUCAGUUAUUUGACACAGUACAGAGAACAGUAUGGAGAAUAUUUGCACUUAUGUUAGGGUGUAAUUAAACAGUUAAUGAGAUGUGAAAGAAGAUGACUUUAUCUUCUUACUGUGUUCUUGAUUUAUCUUUCAGGGUGAAGUUUUAAGUCAGUGAACCUUGUGAUUGUGAUUUUUUGUCUUAACUUGUUUUCUCAGGCUGGGUUUCCUCCUGGUGUUGUGAAUAUCAUCUCUGGUUAUGGUCCAACAGCAGGAGCGGCCAUAUCUGAACACAUGGAAGUCAACAAAGUUUCAUUUACAGGAUCAACUGAGGUGUGCAAGCUGCUGAUAAUUUUUCAACACAAAAAUUAUAUCUUAUUAUAAAUAAUGAAUAAUUAUGAAAUGAUUCUUCAAGUGUUUUAGUUUGUGGCUCCUGUCCUUUAUAAAGUUAGUGCAUGAAGAAGUGAAAUAUAUAUUCAACAGUCCUAACAGCAGGACUGAGCUGUGCAUGUAACUUUUGCCUCUCUUUAGGUGGGAAGGAUUAUACAAGCUGCUGCAGCAAAGUCCAACUUAAAGCGUGUGACACUGGAACUUGGAGGAAAGAGCCCAAAUAUAGUUUUUGCUGAUAGUGAUGUGGAUUAUGCAGUGGAACAGGCACACUCAGCAUUGUUCUUUAACCAAGGACAGUGCUGCAGUGCUGGCAGCCGCACUUUUGUGCAAGACACCAUUUAUGAUGAGUUUGUGAAAAAGAGUGUGGAAAGAGCUAAAAAACGUUCAGUUGGGGAUCCAUUUGAUGAUGUGAUUGAGCAAGGACCGCAGGUGUGUAGGUUCUAUAACCUUUUCAUCCUUAAGAUACAAAUGUCAGUUCAUCUUACUGUCUGCCAUACAUUUCCCAUAAUUUUACACAUGAUAUAUUGUUUCCAAAUCACACAAUUUCUUCUAGUUGAGAUUUUUCUUUCUUCGUAUUGCUGUUGUAGCAAGCAUAUCAGUAGAUAUAAAGAAUUUGAUUUCUUAACCAAUGAUCUCUGAAAUUCAUAAGAAAGUGUACUAUAAAUAACAAUAAUUUACUAUGAUGACAUAAAGGUAAAUGAAAUUUAAUGAAGAAAGGACAGAAGAAUAUACCUGCCACUGUUAGGAUUUAAACUUGUACUCAUAUGUAAUACACAAAAAGAACUAAUUGGUGCAAAAAAAUUUAAAUGUGCUUGUGCUAUGGGGAGACCUAUUAGGAAUUAAGCCUCUGAAAGGCACUUUAUCAACUGUUGUACCUGACGAUGUAUCGAUACUCUAGGGAGAAAUUCCUUUUUUGUCAGUCCAGGGAAUGAAAGUGUUUAGCACAAUGCUUGUAAAUUUGGUCAGUCAUGUGGACUUUAAGUUAAUUCUCUUCUUAUGUAGAUGUACCUUUAUACAUGCUAAUAUCAAUAUGCAUAUUCUCCAUACUGUUAUAUACAUUUCCAAUGAUACUGACAAGGAGAAUUUGUUUAACAAUCAAAAGCUUUUUGAUCAGGAAGUCAUACCCUGUAUUCUCAUAUCCUUUCUGUUUUAUUUAGUAUUGAUAAUCAUGAGAGAACUAAGAUGCUACUAACUUGAAGAGGUUAAAGGUUGAACGUUAUCUUUUGUUUUAAUCAUCUGGAAUUUGGCUUUGAAAACAUCACAGCUGUACUUGGAAUUAAUUAUCAACACUUAGGUGUACAGUGUUAUUCACAUUCUGCUAUCAUUCACUAAAGGUAGGCUUUGUUUAGGUUGAUGGAGAACAGUUCAAUAAAAUCCUUGAUCUGAUUGAGAGUGGAAAAAAAGAAGGAGCAAAGCUUGAGUGUGGAGGUGCUCGACAUGGAGACAAAGGAUAUUUUAUACAACCCACAGUCUUCUCAGAUGUUAAAGAUCACAUGAGGAUUGCCAAAGAAGAGGUUGUUAACUUUACAGCACCAACUUGUGGAAUGAUGAAACUAAUUUGGACCUUUAAUUAGUGCACUCAUGUCUAAUUUAAACUUAGCAAAGCUGCAUAGUGUAAGGGUUUUCAAAAUGAGCAUGGAUAAAAAUAACAAGUAUAGUUGAUGUUGUUAAUUCCACUUUUUAAUAGGCUGGGGUUUGAAUUUUAUAAUUUAUAACAGAUUAUGAUGAUCAAUCUAAGAAAAAGGAAGACUUUAAGUGGUUUAGAUAUGAAUCUGCUUAACUAAAAAAAAAAAAAAAAAAAAAAAAAAAGAUAAAUUUUAACCUACAGCAAAUCUGGCAAAGGAGAGAAGAGAAAUUGUUGACUUAUUUGAUCAACUGACAUUUCCUUUCUAGAUAUUUGGUCCUGUACAACAGAUCAUCAAAUUCAGUGAUAUAAAUGAAGUUAUUGAGAGGGCAAAUAAAACCACAUAUGGUCUGGCUGCAGCAGUGUUUACCAAAGAUAUAGACAAAGCAACAACAAUUUCUCACAGCUUGCAAGCUGGAACAGUUUGGUUAGUAAAGAUGAAUGAUUUGUUACCUAAGAAUUGACACAAAUAAUAAUAGAUCCCCCAUUUUAUUUCAGAAAUACAUACUUUAAAUGAUACUUAAUUUAUUAUUUAUUAUUUUGUUGUUGUUGUUGUUUUUUUGGUUUCAAUUCAGGGUCAACUGCUAUGAAUGUGGGGCCCCACAAGCUCCUUUUGGAGGCUUCAAAAUGUCUGGAUUUGGCAGAGAAGGGUAAUUAUAGUUGAAGUAAUUUAACAAAGAUAUGAGACACAAUCUUUGUUUGACCUUUGUGUGAUAACAGAUGAUGAAAUUAUCCUCACAAAUAGAAUGCAAUCAAAUAAAAAGAGCCUUUAAAAAUUAAAGCUUUAAUGGGGUUCAAUCUAUUGUCUCCCAGACUCCUACCAACUAAGCCACAUAACCUUGUUAUGGGGGCGAGGCAAGUUAUAGUAGGUCUUUUGUUCCAUAUCCAGUAGCAUGGUAAGUAAAAGUUCUUAACUGGCAUUGAGGUUGGUGGGUAGGUCACCUCGAGUGACCUGCUGCCUAGCUAGAUUGGAAAGGGGGUGCCCAGGGUUUCUGAGGACUUUCCCUAUGUCCAGCCAGCCUCCAAUGGGUGGCAGCUCUCACCAACUCAACCAUGGGCCCUCAUUUCAGGCACCUUAGAUCAGUAAAAGGAAAAAUCUAAAGUUGGACGUGGCAGGAAAAUGCUUAAAACAACUGCUCCAAACCUCUCAGAACUGAAGACGGAGUUUGGGGGAGAGGGUUCUUCCUAAUAAUGAGCUAAUGGAGGAAGUGCCACUGGAUUGAAUUUUCACAACUCCUUAAUUUGACCAUAAUGGGUUUGCAUUCUCAAUAGAGUUAAGAUGGGGUCUCUAAUUGGCACGGAAUAGACUAUAAAGUAAUAGGGUUCUGAGGUUCUGAGCACCUCCUUCCCCUUGGACUGAAUAUUAAUUUGCCGUAUAGUCUUGACCUCACACUGGAGCUUGUGCUUGUGAAUGCCUGCUCAGCUGAGUGGUGGUUAUUAAAUUUGUUAAAUUUUUAUUUCACUAUCUUAAACUUUUGCAGGGGUGAAUAUGGUCUCCUGCCCUACCUAGAAGUGAAAACGGUGAGCUGCACUAUAAAAAAGCAAUAUCUUAGUAAUUUUAUAGCAAAAGGGGAAGAAUCCUAGGUGGAAAAUUCUCUCACUCCCUAGAUCUUAUCAGUAAUUUUCUGUACUAUCUGCCAUACAAUUCUUAUGAUGGUAGUUCAGAGAAUUUGAGAAUUAAUUAUACCCUAAUUUUUUAUUCUCAUAACUUGACAACUUGAUAUUGUAUUGAUAUGUAAGGAGAAGUUCUGUCUUUGUCACUGAUGGGAGUUAAUUGGUCACUGAUGGGAGUUAAAGGGUUAAUUUUGAGGGUGCUUGUUAAAUAAAGGAAGAUGGUACUUAAUUGUUUUGUCUUGAGCAAAGAACACAAAAAUGUGAAUCUAAACUAAAGAAUCAAACCGGUCCUUAGAACUGUCUAAAUUCCACUCCAAUUUACCAAAACCUUUCCCAGGAAUUUUUUUAAACGUUUUUUUAAACUAUGGUCGAGAGGUUGGUUUAGACGUGACAUGAAAAAAGCAUGAUAGGGUUCUAUGUAGCCAAGUGGUGGAGCAUUGGACCGUGAUGGGUUCAGAGGAUUUUGGUUGUGUCACAAUAACAUUUACCUGAUCCCCACAUAAGGCUCUGUCUUAUUCUUACGAUCCCUUCUUAUUGGCGGUCGAUUUUCUAUGGUCCCCCUCUUACCUCUGUCAGUGACAACUGACCCCCCCCCCAUCUCCAUUUCGCCUCAAAACCAUGUGAUCCCCCAAAAUCCUUCAGACCCUUCCCCCCCUCCCUAACAGAUAAAUGCCUGGUUCCUGAAGAAUACUUAGGGUAGUUUAGAACCGUGAUUAUGUUCACCUUGAUGUCUUUUUUUUUUUUUCUUAUAGGUUACAAUGAAAGUACCAUCCAAGAAUUCAUAGCUGCCGUCAGACGGACUCAACAGAUGAAAAUUAGAAAAAUUCUAAAUUACUGUGUAAACAAGGAAAAAGAGAAUUAGAGUCAUAACAGAUUUGAUCAUCAUCUGACAGAGGGAUCAAUUAUGUUUAAGAAUAGUUUUAAAUUAUUUUCGUACUUUCCAGAGUCACACCUGAUAUAAUAAAAGAUUUAUAGUAAGGAUAAUGUUCUUUUUUUCAUUCUGUUUUUUUGCUCUCUCAACUCCGUCUUUCUUUUCAUACUUGUUUUUAAACGUGUAAUUUGACGCUGUUUCCUUUUCCCAACAAAUCUUUUGUCGGUGAGUAGACUACUGAUGUUGGCAAAAUGACCAGUUGCCCCUUCAGCAUAUUGCCCUUUUCAGAUUUCUGCUGUUUGUCACUUUUAAGGGCACGCAAAACCACCAUCUGAGCAGGCUCAGUCAUUUGUACAGAAAGGAUGAUCUACCUGCGAAAAUCUAUCCCUUGCAUUGUUUGUACUUUCCUUAGUGUAUAAAUCAAGUAAUUGAUUAAUACAUAUUUUCUCUAAUGUGUUCUCAUUGUUCACGGGUAUGUUGGGAGAACUCGCAUAAUGACUAGAUCCCAGCUGCCUUCUUCUGUUGGUUAAAGCGCUGUGGAGGGGUUCAGGGGGGUGGGGGAGGGCAGGAAGCGGGAGAACGGGGGCGGGAAGCGGGACAGAAUUAUAGAAGGCGAUAGUUUGUUGUUUAUUACUGGGUAUUAUUCAAUCAAAAAUACUUAUCUUACCGCAUUUUCGGUUCCAGAUUUUACAUUUUGUGAUUGCAUAUUAAGGUAUAACUUUUUUGAUGAAGCACAAAACAAAACCAUACUUAAAAAGGUUUGAAUUUUGGAAGUCUCGAGUUUUCCAUUUCUCUACUUUUGCUUCCUUUAACAGAUUCCUAAGAACGUUUUAAUAUUUUUCGCAUUUUUUGCAUGACGUACAGCCGUUUCCUUUAAAAUUUUGCGCGGGAAACUUACCCAUCAGCUGGCCGAAAGUGAUCACCGUGCGCAUGCCCGUCGUUACGUCUAACUGCAACUUAACGCUUAACCUGAGGAAGCGUCUGCGAGAGCUCGCUGGAUACUUUGGCGAGAAGAAAGAUGCCUAAACCCAUAAGGAAUCCAGAAAUCAAGUUCAAAAAGGUAGAUCAGAGCAUAAAGGAGGUUUUUGCGCCGAUAUAUCUUUAAAGAUUUUGUCGUCUCAAAACCUGGAAAACAUCAAAAAAUUAUCUUGCAAAGAUUUAACUUAUGCCAACCUUUCUCCGUAUGAGAAUAAAUAUCUAAGAUUUGCGGUGGCGAGAAAGAUAUGCAUCUUACUACUUUAUCUCGUAUUUUUAGGAGUGAUGACUCCUCAAAGACAUUUUCAAGACCAUAUUCAAAUAGCAAUUACAGGAGCAUGCAAUUAGCGUUUUUCCUAGGUCAAUAAGCAGUGGAAGAAGUUUCCACGUGGUUAACAGUCAACAAUUUGUUAACAUCGAAGACAAUUUUGAAUUUUAGACCGCACUACCUAAGUACCUUAAUGAAAUAGGCGAUUGUUUUGAUUUAUUCAAUAAUUCAUGCACAACCCUUCACCUCCCAAGAUCUCACUAGCAAUUCUCCUCACUGUCUGCCAUAUAAUUCUCGUGAUAUUAGUAUGGAGAAUUUGGUAUUGGAUCAACUAAUUAUCCUCUAAUUAAGAUUGUUCUUUAUUCUCGUCACAUGUCUGCUUGGUAUUGUAUCAAAAUUGUAAGGAGAAAUUCUGUCUUGGUCACUCAUGGGAGUUAAAGGAUUAAGAAUGUCAAGGAGAAUCUUUUGGACACUGUUUUCUAAAGUGUUCAGGAAAAAUUUAUUUUAAAAUUCAGUUUUGAAGGGCAUUGAAAGAACCUUGAGAGUUUGUUUUGAGUUUUAUGAUUUACAAGCGAGUACUAUGUAUUUUGAGUUGGGAUUUUUUUUUAGUGGGGGAGAGAGGGGAUGUCAAGGCGAAGAAUGGUAGGGUUAGGGGGUAUGGAUGUGUUGAACAUGUUUGAGCAAAAGAUUCAAAGGCUAAAUAAGAAACAACAUAGAAAAGUUUAUUUUGGAAAUGAUUAUCAUUUUCAUGGGAUGGUAGUGUAAUUGACUAGAUACUUUGUUUUGUUUUUCUUACAGCUUUUUAUCAAUAAUGAGUAUGUGGACUCAGUCAGUGGGAAAACCUUUCCGACUCUCAAUCCAGUGACAGAGGAAAAGAUAUGUGAGGUAGCUGAGGGUGACAAAGUAAGCUUAUAAGCAUACAGAUGUUGCUAUAAGUUCCUUAGAAAACCAUGCUGGAGGCAGAAUUGAAGCAAGUCUCAAAUAGAUCCCUUUUUACGGAAUGCAUGGCUUGCUGAAUUGAUAAGAGAAAUCAAAUUAUGUGUCCUAAUUGGCUAAGAGAGUGGGCAAAACUGCCAACUUUGAUCCUGUAAAAUUGAAAAUGUGCUUAUUGCUAGUUUGCAUUCUCCACAACUUUAUUUUUUUUCUAAAUAUCUAUAUUUUUUAUACACUAAUUACACUUAGUCUGAUACUUUAAAUUACAUUACUGUACAUUACAUUGAGUUAUUAUGUUAUAUGCUACUUGAUUACACUAUAAUUAUACUUAGUCUAAUUAAAUCUACUUACAUUGUAUCACUAAUGCCACUUAUGGUUACAAUUUUUACCUUAUCUUGCAAACAGGUGACAAGAUUAUAAAUAUUUUCAGCUAAGGGUGUUAUCUCCAGUUGAUAUAACACCAAAUCCUCUUGAAUUCUGUACUAGGAAAUGUUCAGCCUUAAGAGGAAAUUAAGAAUUCCAUAACUUUGGAGCUAAGGAACAAGCUCAACUUUACUAAUAUAUAAUUGAAUGUUUUAUUUUACAUUUAAAUCUUUUUUCAUUGCCCUGAAUCUGGGAUUCAAAUGAAAAGUGACAUGAGUACAGAAUCUAAUUUUCAUAAUAGAUUCUUGGGUUCCAUCUUGUAUUUCAAGGUGUAUAGUGGGUAUAUCCUUGCCAUAUGUAACUGUUUCAGGCUGAUAUUGAUAAAGCAGUCAAAGCUGCCACUGAAGCUUUUAAAUUGGGCAGUCCUUGGAGGACCAUGGAUGCUUCCAAGAGAGGCCAACUCUUAUACAAAAUGGCAGACCUCAUUGAGAGAGACUUGGACUAUCUUGCAGUAAGUAAAAUAAUAUCGCUGAGCAGCAUCUGUCAUUGUGAUACAUAAAUAGUCUUUUUUUUUUAAAUUAAGCCUUCUUUACCCCUAAGAGUACUUAACGUCUAAUUUAUCCUUAAACAGUCAGCCCUGAAUUAAACAUUUAGAUCACAAAAAUGAAGGAAAUGAUCACCUUAGAACUAAGGAAGUACUUUAUUGUUAAACAAAUCCUCCUUGCCAAGACUGUAGGAAAUGUAUGGUGAACAGUAUGGAGAAUAUAUGUAUUGAUGUUAGAAUGUAAAGGCCCAAAGGACUGUAUCCAUGAGAAUUGGAGCCUAGCUCAGUUUCAAUAGAGUAAGCCAACUGAGAGUAUAGUUACACUUAUCUUUGAUUGAAUACUUAUUUGUUACCAAGAAACUAUCACCCAGUAUUUUUCAACUUUCCUUUGGAGUUUGUUGGUAGUCAUUUACACCUUUUGGUAGAGAGAGGCACUCAGAUAAUUUAGUUAUUACUCGUUUGUGAGGGAUUUACUAGUAAGUAGUCUUAUUGUGGACCUCUUACCCUCUGAAGCAUUAAUUCCUGUCCCUUUAAGAUUUGACAGAGAUAAUAAGACUACAUUGUACAGUAUGAUUGGAUGAUUGGAUGUCACUUUUCAGUAAUUUGUUUAAAAUUGAAAUGACUGAUGCAUUUUGAAUUUUUUAUUCAUUCAUUUAUAGUCCCUGGAGACAAUUGACAGUGGAAAAUUAUUUGCCGAUUCAGUAGAUGACAUGGAAUUUACUGUAAAAUGCUUCAGAUACUAUGCUGGAUGGGCCGACAAGAUAACAGGAAAGACUAUAUCUUCUGGUUAGUAAGCAGGUGGAAAAAACUAUUAAAACUAUAUAUGAUAAAUUUUGCUUCCUAACUUGUAUGCCCUUGUUUCAGUAUAACGUGCUACUACAAAGCCAUAAAUACUACCCUUUAUAGCUACCAUUUAGACAAGAAUAUUACUAUAUAUGUGGUGCAAUCUUUUUACCCUCUAAAACUUAGUAGGUCUCUGUCAUCAAAGCUAUAAACAUUUCCAUAUUGAUAAGUUAUGGUACAUGUAAUUUGAUGUUACAUCUAGGUAAUACUUUAGGGCCAGCUGAUAAAUUUGUGCAAUUACCUGAGUUUUUUGGUGAAGGUGUUUGAAUAGUCCAGUUUACAGUUGCAUGCUUGGUUGCCAAGCCUUUGAACAGAAGUGAGGCUAAGGGUGACCUUGCCAUGAUACAAACCCUACUGCCUUUCAAAUGUAAAUUAGUUUGUUAUAAUACUAAAUAGGUACUGGUCUAUAUCACAAGAAGGUCACCUUCAACCUCACUCCAAAUCAAAGGCUUGGAAAGUAAGUACACAACUGUAAAAUGGCCUGUUGUGAGAAGAACAUUCUGUAAGUGAAGAGUAUAGUGUAACAUGUUGGUACCUUUUGGAUUUAAGUUGUCAGUGAUAAAAAGCAGUUAGUAGCAGUGAACACCUUACUGCAUUGAGACAUGUAAGCAAGUAGUUACAGUGUUGCAGACAAGUGAAACCAGCCCCACCCAUUGGCUUCAUUUAUUUUUCCUAUAUAUGCAGAUGGUCCUUACUUUGUGUACACCAGACAUGAACCUGUGGGUGUGGUUGGAGCUAUUGUACCAUGGAAUUUCCCUCUUAAUAUAGCAUGUUUAAAGCUUUCUGCAGCUCUGGCUUGUGGCAAUGUUGUAGUAGUUAAACCAGCUGAACAGACUCCCUUAACAGCGCUGUAUGUGGGUUCCUUGUUUAAAGAGGUAAGUUUAAGAGGGUAUGUAGUAGAUUGUUUACAGCAGACAGCAAUGAUUGGUAAGGCUUGAUUCCUACAAACCACACCACUAUCACAAAAAUGAUUAUGGAUAUAAUCAUAGUCAGAAGAUUGUGUUGAUCAACCCUUUGCCCCCUAAAUAUGGUAUUCACAUUCUCAAUACUGUUCUCCUUACAUUUCAUGUGGUACUGACUGGGAGAAUUUGUUUGACAAUCAGUAGUUUCAUAACUUGGUGAUCAUUUUCUUUAUUGGAUUUAAGGGUGAUACUGUAAAGAGAAAGGAGAAGCCAGACACUUAAGGGAUAAUUUGGGUCAACAGUGUUCAUGUAGAGGGAACACAUGCAAGGCUUGUAAAAACUCUUUGACCCAUGUAGGAGCCAUCAUAGAAUAUCGUGAGGUGCAAUUUACUGGAACUAGAGAGUUCAUCAGACAGAUGAUAAUGCACAAACUUAUGUCUUUGUCAUUGUGCAUAUGUUUGCUAGAUUUUGUGUUCCCACAAUAAACUAAGUUGGGUUUACUUAAUAAUAGUGAACAUGCAAUCGCUAACAAAAGAAAUGCUUUGAUCAUACCUAGCCAUAUUCCCAAAUUUUACAACAGCAUGUCUGACUUAAACCUUCUUCUGAAAAUUGCUUUGUUUUAUAAGAGUAGAAUAACUUGUUGAUACCUAAAGUUGUGCCAGUUGGCAGCUGGUGAACAUUUUGAUGUGUGUCAUGCAAAAAAUAUUUGAAGGCUUAUAAACUCAAGAUAGCCUCUAUUUGGCAAAAAAAAAUAGAUGCUUGUAAAUUUGUCCUUGCUUGGACAUAACUAGACAAGUGUUUUCUUUGCCUCUUAAGACAGAUGAUGUUGGCAGAAAAUAUCUACAAUAUUUAUAUUUUCAUAUUCUCAAUUGACGCUGUUUGAUUUUCAACACUAUUUUAGGCAGGAUUUCCUCCUGGUGUUGUGAAUAUCAUCUCUGGUUAUGGUCCAACAGCAGGAGCAGCAAUUUCUGAACACAUGGACAUCAACAAAGUUUCAUUCACAGGAUCAACAGAGGUGAUCAAGAGUUGCAUGUUCUGAUGGUUUUCCAGACAUCCCUCAAAAUGGGGUAAAAUCUGUACAAUCCAUAAACCUGUUUGAAUGCCGAAGGAACAAUACAAGUGCAAUUUGACUCAAAAAUUCCCAAAGCCAUGUUAUUUCUGUAUGCGCAACCAAACAUACUAUGUUUUUUAAAAUUUAAAUCGUUCAAAUUAACUAAAGAGUGUGCACCUGCAAUUGAACAAUAAAAAUGAAACAAAGUCUGUAAUUGUGUGUGCACCAGGGUAUAAGUGCCAACUGAUUUCUUUUAAAGUUUAUCAUCAAUUCCAUAAAUGCAGGAAAGGUCACAACAAUACAUUUAAAAAAAUUUGAAAAACAAUCAGGAUGAUCAGAACCAUUUUAAACAUUAAGUUAUUUCCGUAGUGAACCCUGGAGUUAUUGUCUUUAUUACGAGUAACCUCUGGCCUUGUGAGUGUGAUAUUGUCAGCUUGACCUCACCAUGAUUGUUAAGUAACAUCUGAUUAUUUACUUUGCACACCACUAAAUCUUUUCCUUCCUUUUUUUAAUCAAGGUUGGAAGGUUAAUACAAGCAGCUGCUGCAAACUCCAAUUUAAAGCGUGUAACACUGGAACUAGGGGGAAAGAGUCCAAAUAUAGUUUUUGCUGAUACUGAGAGUAUUGAUGUUGCAGUGGAGCAGGCACACUCUGCACUGUUCUUUAACCAAGGACAAUGCUGCAGUGCUGGCAGUCGCACUUUUGUGCAAGACACCAUUUAUGAUGAGUUUGUAAAAAAGAGUGUGGAAAGAGCUCAAAACCGCACAGUUGGUGAUCCUUUUGGUGGUGAAAUCCAACAAGGACCACAGGUGUGGGAUUACUUCUUCUUUUGACGUACUUGUUAGAUGGUGUCACUUCUGUGAUACUCAUACAGCUCUUUUAAAAAGGAAAUCAUUGCUUCUUGGGUAUUACCCCUCCCCAGUUCAUACAAGGAGGUGGAAGGAAUAUCCAAGGAACAAAGCUAUUAUGUGUCUGCAAUGCUGCAAGUUCAAUUUCAUCUGUGAUAGACUUGUAGUUCUUUUAAAACAGACAUCAUUGCUACUUGGGAAUUACCCCUCCCCAGCCCAUACAAAGAGAUCAUUGUUCUGGGGGCUGGGUUGAAGGAAUAUCCAAGGAACAAAGCUGCUAUGUGUCUGCAAUGCUCCAUGUAUGUUCAAUUUCUUAAUUGUCAGUGUUUGGAGACCUAAAAUACUCUAAUUAGAAAAUGGCUGCCUCAGGAAGAAUUUGAAUUUGGUAGCCAGUGAAAAAAGUAGGAUUACAAGUUUCAAAGCUGACUAUCCUGCGUGUUUUUAAAAAGAAUUGUCCAGAAGAAAUGGCUGCCCAAACUAUUGAAAUAUCUUGAUAGCACUGGAGGUGCAUGUGACUUGUGGAGGUUUGUUUCUUGGAAUGUCUCAAGGACUGAAGAAUUCCAACUCCAGAUAUUGAUAACACAACCAAGUGUCUAAUUCAGGAGAUAUCUUUUCAAGAGAGGGGUGUCUUUGUUUGUUUGCAUAAACUUAUCUAUUGGAAAUAGAAAUUGUUCCAAAAUGUUAUCCAUUCUUGUAUGAAAAUCUCAGCCUUGCACCUGACCCCUUCCUCACGAUUAACUAUUCACAAAAUGGCAAAAAGAAGCAAAUAUCUUAGACCACCAUGUGGUUAUGAUAAUUAUUAAUAUCCCAUUUAUUUAUUUUCUUGAAUAUAGUACAAAUUUAUUACCAACAGGCAAAAUGGCAUUUUGUUAGGUAGGAAUUUUAGUAUACACAAAGUUAUGUUAUUCCACUUUAGAUUGAUAAAGAACAGUUUGAUAAAAUCCUUGAUCUGAUUGCAAGUGGAAAAAAGGAAGGAGCAAAGCUUGAGUGUGGAGGUGCUCGACAUGGAGACAAAGGAUAUUUUAUACAACCUACAGUCUUCUCAAAUGUUAAAGAUCACAUGAGGAUUGCCAAAGAAGAGGUAUUUAUUCAAUACUACUUUCAUAUUAUAUUCCAUCUUUGACUAAAUUAGAAAUUAUGUUGUGAUAAUCUUGGUUUCCAACAAUGCAAGUUUUGUCAAUUUAAGUUGAAGUGAAUUUGACAUUUAAUGUAGCUUUAAUUGUGUACUAUUGGUAUCUUAGAUAUUUGGUCCAGUACAACAGAUCAUCAAAUUCAGUGAUGUAAAUGAGGUAAUUGAAAGGGCAAACAACACAACCUAUGGCCUGGCUGCUGCUGUAUUUACCAAAGAUAUAGACAAAGCAACAACACUUUCUCACAGCUUACAAGCUGGAACAGUUUGGUGAGGAAAUGAAACGUUAUGGUUGUACAUGUAUUUUACGACAAUUAAUGUAUCUUGUAGAUGUGUUAAAUUUGUUUUUGUUGGGUGUUAAUAACGGUAGUAAUGGUUAAUAAUGUAUUAUACCACAUGUUUCUUGUCUGAUUAUGGUGCUCUGUAAUUUAUUACACUUGAUUUUGGCCAUAGAUCGUGGUUCAGAUUCCUAGGGGAAUUAUUAGCCCCAGGCCUUCAUGCUGUGUUGGAUAGCAGUUGACUGACAUUUGGUUGACAUGUAAUCAUUUUAUUUUGUAUGUUCAAUGUUUCCAGUUUCUUCUUAUAACCCUUGUGCAUUUGGUUGGUGUUUUUAUUUUUUCAGCACCCAGUCCUCCCUCUCACUCCUUCCUUUCUUUUACAAUGAACCUUGUUCUGACCUCUCUCUAAACCUUUCCUUGAACUUUCAAGAGCUCCUUGUUUCCUCAUUUAAAUACCAGUUCCAAUAGAUUCACUGUCUUGUUUGUUUUUUAUGUUGUGCAAGAUUGGUAUAGUGGGGGAUCAUGUGUAAAACUUUAUGUACAACACAUACUUGUCUAUGUUUUGGAAAGAUUUGUUUGGUUCAGGAGUUUGGUUGAAGAAGAACCUUGUUUCAUUAGCAGUAACUUUACCAGACGAGUACACAGUUGUGGUUUGCCUGAUAUCAACUCAUGUACAGUGUACAAUGGUUGACCCCUUAAACCCCAACAUCAAUAUAUAAUAUUAUAUUCUGCACACAGUUAUUCGUACAUUUCCUAAGGUGCUGACAAGGAGAACUUGUUUAACAAUCAGCAGCUUCUUUAGUUAGUGAUCUAACUUUUCCUUUAUUCUCAUGUGACCUUAAUGUUUGAUUCAGGGAUGAUAUUGUAAGGAGAAAUUAGAUGCUAGUCACUCUCAGGGGUCAAAGGGUUCAAGAGCUUCUUCAGUUGGUGAUCAUUUCCUUUAUUCUCAUGACCUCAAAGUUUGACUCAGGGUGAUAUUGUAAGGAGAAAUAAGAUGCUAGUCACUCUAAGGGGUCAAAGCGGUAAAAAGGUUUGUUUCCAUGAACUUCAUAUAUAUAUAUUUUUUCAGGGUCAACUGUUAUGAUUGUGGGGCGCCUCAAGCCCCCUUUGGAGGAUUCAAGAUGUCUGGCUUUGGCCGAGAAUGGUAAUUACAAUCUUUGCUCAUGUAGAUGCAACUCUGACUAGAAGUAAUAUAUCUCCUUAAUGUCAAGCUGAAGCUUUUCCUUAAAAUCUGUUCAGAGCUUAUAAUUAGGAAUUGUGGAUCAAAAGUAUUUCGAAGUGCAAUUGCACCACCAGAAUCAACCAAGAUGUACACUGAGCAGGGAAGUUAAUGAUGAUAUAUUUUAAUCACUUCUUGUCCUCUCAGAGAUUAAUUAAGUUUGGGUAUUUGUGGAGUUCUUCAAAAGAUGGUUCAUAUGUUUGUUUGUAAAGCCAUUUCUUGCUGACUUAAUUGUGCUUUAAAGUUCAUUUACUUGUUAUGAAUAUAAUAAUUAUACAAGGAGUGGGGUGACUUUUGAUGCAAGCUUGACUUCUCCCUUUGUUCCACCCCCCAAAAAAAAAAAAAAAAAAAAAAGCACAAGUAAGGAGAAUCUAGCAGUCAAGCUGAAAUUGUUGUAAAAGGCUCUUCUCCAUGUAACCAUUCAUUUAAUAAAUUGUUCCACCAUGACCUGUGUGUGUGUGUGUUUCUUUUUCAGGGGUGAAUAUGGUCUCUUACCCUUCUUGGAAGUGAAAACAGUAAGUAUUGGUUGCUAUUUUUUCCAAUGA